AUGACUGACGAAGCUCCAGACUUUGCUCUAGUUUCAACGAAGCUUGGUGUCAAAGAGUCAGUUCUUCGCAUAUUAAUGGAUCAAGCUCCAUAUACUGAUACUGCCCUCUGGAUUAUGGCUGCAGAAAGCAAUGAUGCGUUUUGGGAAAGAGUAAAUUCUCUUCCACCUCUUAUUGUUUUAGAACUUCACAAGCAGGAACUUCUUGUAGAGUUAACUGGCAAAGAUUUUCCAGAUGGUUCUAUUGAUCCAUUUGUUUUUGAUUAUUUCCAAGCAAAUUGUAUUUCAUCAGACAUCGAGCCAAUACCAGCAAACCCAAUCGCAAUUCCAUUAACAACACCAGAAAUGAUCGUUGAUCUUCUACAAAAUACAAAAGGUUGGUCAUACGAUGAAGAAGAGAAGCUGUGGAACUGUGCAGACAUUCUCUUCGAUGUAGAAGCUCUCCAAUACAUGUGUGAUGCAUAUAUUGGCAACGGAAAUACAUGGAUAAAUUGUCCAUACGAACCAAUAAGAAAUGAAUACUCAAGAAUUGCAGAAUAUAUCGAAAAAAUAGAUCAAACAUUCUCUCCAGCAUUAUCCGUUAUAUGGCGUAAGCUUAGACAAUUCAAAUAUUGCAACUCUCGUGAAUUUGUCCGCGAUAUGGCUUUAAUGCUUCCAAGAUCAGACUUAAAAGAGUUUGAUUCUUUCGAAAUAGCACCUGCCAUUGUUAAAGCGUUAGGACAACUUAUGGUUGACGCAGAAAAUAUUGUUCAUCAGAAUUUAGUUCCUUCUCCUCAUCCACCAAUUGACGACAUUACGAUAUCUAAAGCCGAAGCUCUUUCAGCUCAAAUGGCUCUUCCUUUCCCACAAAGAACUGCUUUCGCAUUAACUCCUUCUAUGAUCAGCGCUAGACUUGGAACAACAGCAGAAACAGGACAAUACGAAAAAGGAUCUCUUGCAGAGUUACUUUUCUGUGAUUCUGAAGGCCAACCCAUUCCUUUACCUUAUCAGAACUGCAGCAUUGAUUUUCCAUCAGCGCCACCAUCAUCAUUCACAAGAGUGGCCUUGAGAAGGUUUGUGUCGCUUGUUAUUAAGGAAAAUGAAUUUAAUUCUGCUCCAUCAUCAGUAAUUGAUAUUUUAACAGAUUUAUCUGAAGGAAUCCUUAAGAAUAUUUCACAGGACGCGAAGAGAAAAUCUAAGAAUCCACAAUUAACACAAAAAGAUAUUGUAAGAAUAACUCUGUCAGAUCUGAACUUAUUGCCAAAUGUUUAA
Molecule: messenger RNA, 1248 nt
Organism: Trichomonas vaginalis G3
Lineage: Eukaryota; Parabasalia; Trichomonadida; Trichomonadidae
Exons: 1
Coding region: 1-1248 (415 amino acids)
Source: RefSeq, a predicted model, not a curated record